AUGGAUACUGUGUCAUGGGUUUCAACAAGAGUGCACACCUUAAAAUUGUCAGACAAAUCGACUGCAAUAUUUCAGACGAAGACAAAUUCCAAUGAGCUGAGUGUUAUUGGCGAAUCUGGUUCUGAAUUUAGAUUAAAUGGUGAGGUUAUUCUUGGGAGUAUAAAUGUUGUUGACUCAAAAUUGACAAUUGACUUUGCAGUAAAUUUAAAAGCGAUUGGUAUUAUGUUACAUGGAAAUUCCGAAAUUUUUAUUUAUGAUGAAGUUACAAUAGAGUCAAACACAAUUUCUUUUGGAGAACAAACUAAGGGUGUUAUUGAUGGGAACACAGCACACUUUAUAUUUUCAAAUUUUGAAAUUAGAGGAAACGCAACGUUUGGUACAAAAAAUCAAAAGAGUGAUCAAGAAGAAGUUGAACAACAAGAUUUGAAUGAAAAGACGAUAUUAUUUGAUGGUAAUUUGCUUCUUAAAGACACUGCGGUUCUUGGCGUUGGCAUCAACUCUAAAAUUGAUGCAACACAACCAAUCACACUUUUUGGAGAGUCAAAACUUAUAUUAAUGGGAAGCUUUACAUCAAAAGUGUCAAAAAGUAGAGAUGAAUCAUUCGACGUUUUGUUUUACAAUUCUUCAACACUUGAGUGUUCUGGGCUGUCACUCAUUCGCGUGGCUAAUACUAUUUUGGUGACAAACAACGCAAUUGUCGUUUUCACAGGCAAGACACAAUUUUCAUCAGGAAAAUUGUUACUAGCAGAAACAGCCCAACUCGUCUUUUCGAAUUUCUCUGUUUCCACAUUAACAACACUUUUUGUCACAACAGACACAGCAAACGUCGACUUUUACUCUGAUUCUGAAGUUGUUUUCAACAACAUUAAAGAAACGGUGACAUUUGACUAUUGUGUGCUCUCGUUUCAUGAUCUAUCCGAUGUGACAUUUUGGCCAAAUUCUCACGUGAAAGUGCAUUCUUGUUCCAAUGAUUAUGUUCUUGAGUCAAUUGUAGAGUCUGGUGCAUACAUAUACCUCUUUGGUGAUUUUAUAAAUGAGGACAAUUGUAACAGUGAAAUUGAUAGUAUUGAGUUGUAUAGAGAGUGUUUUGCUGUUGUAGUUUUAGAUGCAUUAAUUACAGUGUCACAUCCUUCUAUACUCGAACCUCCUAUUUUUAAUGUAUUAGAAGGGAAUACACAAGUGUAUGACGACUCCUUUCAGGCAGAUGGAUGUUUUGACUUGUUUGGAUAUAUUUAUUCAUAUGAAUUGGACGAGACAGAAACAUCAAAACUUGUUGCGAAUGGAACAAUUCAAAGGAUAUGCCCUAACACAUCAGAACCUUUUAAUUACACAGCGUUUUGCUUUAUGAAUGGAACCAACUUCGUCCCAUGGUAUGACCGUGGGAUGACAGACUACCCAUUUACUGCGCCAAACUGUCCAUACCCGUCAUAUGAAGACGGACAUCUUUUAAUUAUUCCCAAGAACAAUCAAAUGCGAAUUGAAGGUAUUCCAAACUGGCCAAUGUUUAUUGAUAUUGUUGGGGACAAUCCCGUAGAUGUCAUUGCAGACACAAGUAAAAAUGGAAACGAAAUUUUUUUGUAUGGCAAUUUUAGACUGACAGGAGAAGAAGGUAUAUAUACAGCACAAAUACCCAAGUGUUCCGAACUAACAGAGAAAUUUGUUUACUUUGGGAAUUGGACGAGAUACUUCCUGACGUGCAAGGACUAUCCAAUGAUCGACGUUGACAGUGGGAUCGAUACACUUGAUGUAGGAUUGGGUAAGGCUCAGUUUCGGGUUCUUGGGCUUUCAAACAUGCCACUUGUAAUAUAUUCCUUAGUGUCUGAGGAUUACACUUUAAUGUCUCCAGAAAUUACAGACGUUGGAGUUCUCGUGAUGAGUCGGACUUAUUUUAAUUACACGUAUUUGCCUAAAGGAGAAAAUGCUUUCGCACCAAAAAUAAACAAAAACUCAAUUCAAAACACAAUAAAAACCUCAAAUUUAAAUGGAAAAGAAACACAAAGGAGUUACAUCGGUUGGGGAAUAUCAAAAAGACCAAAUUAUGUUCAAGUUGAAAAAAGACAGCGAAUAAAACUUGCCGAAUUAAGUAAAUAUAAACAAAACACUGGACAUAAUUUGCUUCAAAAUUAUAAGAAUGUUAAGAAAAUAAAAAUUCAGAACAUUAUUGAGAAAGAAAUAAACGAAAAACAAGACACGACAAAAAUAAACACAUCAAAAGAAAAGAAGUUGUACAAAACCGAAGUUUCUGGUGAUAACAAUUUAAAAGAACAAACCAAAGCAAGAACAAAUGGAAAACAAUUGCUUAAUAAAAAGCAAAACGAAUUGUUUAAAUAUUCUGAAUAUGUGUAUUUUGUUGAUAAUACAAUGCAUUCAAAACAUUCAUCAGGUGGGAAGCACAUCUCCCAUAAAUUCUACAAAGGCAACAGUGAGUAUUCGAAAUGUGGUGACAAUACAGAGGAUUGUGUGAAUGCUACAUAUGCAAUUAACUGUGCAAAGAAUUAUUUCAUGCUGAAAAUGGGUGUUUGUCUUUUUGGGGAGCAGAGCAAGUGUCGUGGCAUUCUUGGGGGAAUCUGUCUUAAAACGACUGGAUACUUUGAUUACAAAAACGGUGAGCAAGUCCAAUGCGAUGCGACAUGUUUGACUUGCAACAAAGAGAGUUGUGAAAUCUGCGCAGAUGGAAAAACACUCAUUGAUGGAAAAUGUGAAGACGCAUCGACGGGGAAAGGGUAUUUAGCAACAACAAAUGGAGUCAUUGCUUGUUCAGAUGGUUAUUUUGAUGAGAACAAGUCUUGUAAAAUAUGUUCAGAGAAAUACACAAAUUGUGAAAUGUGUGAUAAAAAGAAGUGUAUAAAAUGUAAGCUAAAUUAUAUAGUAAAUAUCACGGGAAAUUGUGAAGCGACACAUUGUGCGGUGUUGAAUAAGAAUGUGUGUAUGAGUUGUGAAAAUGGGUAUGUUAUGUCAUCAGAAGGGAAAUGUUUUAUGCCAAUUGAUAAUUGCUUGUUCUAUCAAAAUAGUAUUUGUUUGGAGUGUUUGAAACCAAAGAAAUUAUUUAAUGGGAAUUGUGUUGAUGUAAUACCAAAUAUUGAUGAAGAUAGUUGUCUUGAGUACAGUGAAGUUGGCUGUCUUCAAUGCAAAGAUGGGUUUUAUACCGAAAACACCAAGUGUGUACGAUGUAAUGUGAAGUGUAAGCAGUGCACUGGCAAUGCCGAGAAGUGCCAGGAUUGUAUUGCAGGGACUGUGCUGCAGAACGGGAAGUGUUUGACAAUCUUUGAGUUGGAGGGUAUCUGUAAACAGUUUAACCCAAGUGGCAGUUGUAUCUCAUGUGUGGAUGGUUACUAUGUAGAUGAUUCAACUUGCUCUAAAUGUUCUCCCAAUUGCAAAGUGUGUACAAACAGUGAAUCAUGUGAUUUGUGUGAGACUUCGUACUUUAAAAACGAGUCGAGUCACUGCGAGAGUGUGUCUGAAUUGGUUGGUUGCAAGCAGACCAAUGAAAAUGGAUGUUAUUUAUGUGAGAACAACUAUUUCUUGUCGUCUUGGCGGUGUGAAACAUGCUCGCAGAAUUGUAAAAUGUGCAAUUCAAAGACGACAUGUGAAGAAUGUUUAAACAAUUGGGAAUUAAAAAAUAAUCAAUGUGUUGAACGGCUUGCAAUUGAUAAUUGUAAGUCUGUUAUUAAUUCAUACUGCACAAAAUGUAAUAUGUGGCACGCACUCUCACAUGAUAAAACAGCGUGCAAACCGGAGCUUUACAAGCGAACUAUCACAAUAGUUGUUUGUUGUGUGAUUGUUGUAAUAAUUAUUGCAGCAUUUCUUAUGGUAGUUAUUGGCAGAAAGAUAAUCAAGAGCCGACUCCGUGCAAAGGAGCGCAAGGAAAAGGGUGUCAUUUCAAUGUCCGAAAACAGUGUUUUGCUUACCCCGUUUGGAGAGGGUCUUUCUAUCUCCCAAAAACAAAUUUCAUAUGUUGAUCAAGUCGAAGUAAACAAAGAAACAGUGAUGAAUAUAGUGCUAGGCAAUGCGACAAACGACACAACAAAACUCCAAAUCACAACAUCUCAAAGUGAGUCGUUAAAAAUUGAGAUUAAGCCUGAUGUUGUUUUAUUACGGAAGGGUGAGUGCUGCACCUUUUCAAUUGCAAUUACUCCUUACUGUUCAGGGGAGUAUACAGGAAACUUGGCUGUUGUUUACUGUUAUCUCAAAAGCGGUGAUGAAAUGACUGAAAUAAUCCCAUAUUCUGCAGAGACUGUACUGUCGACUUGGAUUGACGAGAACUCAAUAAAGAACAUGAAACAGAUUGGAAAAGGUUCGUUUGGUGUUGUCUACAAAGGCAAGUUCAAGGGCAAUAAGGUUGCAGUCAAAAAACUGAACAUCUUGCAGGGCGACUCUGCUUUUGCUGAGUUUGAAAAUGAAGUUGAGAUGCUUGAAAAGAUGAAGAGCAAUUACAUCAUAAAAUUUUUUGGUGCUGUCCACGUUGGCAAUAGUAGAAUGAUUGUUAUGGAAAUGGCUCCACACGGGAGUUUGAGUCGCCUGAUUGAAAAGGUCAAGAGCAAAAAGAUCCCAAAGAAGUUGCGAAUGAAGUUCUGUCUUGACUCGUCAAAGGGAAUAGCUUACCUCCAUCAAAACGGUAUUUUGCAUAGAGACAUCAAGCCGGGUAACAUCCUUAUCACUGCACUCUCCUUCGACGACGAGGUAAACGCCAAACUGAGCGACUUUGGAAGCUCUAGAAAUGUAAAUAGAGCAGCUGCAUUUGACAUGACGUUCACAUGUGGAAUUGGUACACCAAUAUACAUGUCACCAGAGAUAUUAAACAGCGAAAAAUAUCAAUUGCCCGCAGAUAUUUACGCGUUUGCAGUUACUAUAUACGAAACAUCUAUUUGGGGUAAGGCUUAUACAAACAUUAAAUUCGCAUUUCAAAUUGCAAAUCACGUCUGUGAAGGUAAAAGACCAGACCUUUCCACAGUUGAUAAAGACAUCGCAGAUCUUGUACAAUGUAUGUGGAAACAAGACCCAGCAGAAAGAAUCAAAAUAGACAACGUUGUUGAGAGACUCGAAAUUAUUGUAAAUGAAACUCAAAGAGGCACAGAAAAGGAAAUAAACAUUGAUGCACUUUGA
Messenger RNA from Entamoeba invadens IP1, 5103 nucleotides. RefSeq names its product protein serine/threonine kinase, putative. The record is from RefSeq and is a predicted model, not a curated record. Lineage: Eukaryota; Evosea; Mastigamoebida; Endamoebidae. Gene Ontology annotation, molecular function: protein kinase activity; ATP binding. The transcript has 2 exons. The coding region runs from base 1 to 5103 and encodes 1700 amino acids. Gene Ontology annotation, biological process: protein phosphorylation.